AUGAAUGGGGACCUCAGUCUAUCGAGGGCCCUCGGGGGACUACGAAUAGCCAAUCCAGAUGACGCCGAUGCCUCUCCAAGCGACCCCCAAGAUGCUGCCGACGCACCAUCAUCCACCGACCGGCAACCAGAACAUGGCCGUCAACAACAGCAUCAAUAUCAACCUGACGCCCAUCCCAAUCUAGUACCCCUCGAGGAACCGACCACACAAACAUCCCCAAGUCCGUUUGGGUCUACUUCCGCGUCAGACACCUUGCUGUCUCCCAUAUCUCACACACAAUCGUCCGCGUCCGGGAGAGCGUCCCCGGCCUAUGAUGGCUCGCCAAGCCUUGCCGAACCCCGCCGAACGAGCCCCAGUGCCGAAAUGCGAGCAGACGUCUACCGACAGCCCGUCUCUCCAUACUCCGACCUCGACAGAGCUCCAGGGAGCCGCUCUUCCGUUUCACCGACAGCGCGCCCUAUCUCUGCACUAUACAGUCAUCAGUCCGUGGCACCUGAAGAAGGACAUCCGCUUCAUCAACCGCAACCCCAGGGCGACCGGUCGCGGAAUUCUGUCUAUGGAAUGCUCGCGAGGCAGGAUUCUAAUCACGCCCAGGGUUAUCCAGGCAGCUCAACACCAACAAGGGAACCAAGUUACAGAGCGCCGGCAAACCCGGUCCGUCAAUCUCAGUUGCCUCCUGGUUCUGGAACCUUGCCUCCACGGAGGAGCUCGAAAGGCAUGGGCGGUGGAUAUGUCUCGGCAACAGCAGCGCCGUCGGGCCCGCAAGACGCUUAUGGACCAGAGGCGCCGCUACCGACCAGUAGCGAGGAGUGGAAAGACCGUGGUGCCGCUGUCGGUGUGCGGAGGGAAACAGAUUCGAACGGCAAGACGGUCAUUCGACAUGUCAAGAAGGGAGUUAGAGACUUCGCCUUUGGCCGUGUGCUCGGAGAAGGUUCGUAUAGUACGGUCUAUUUAGCCACUGAUCGACAAACUCUCAAAGAGUACGCCAUCAAAGUCCUCGAGAAGAAGCACAUCAUCAAGGAGAAGAAGAUCAAGUACGUCAACAUCGAGAAGAAUACCUUGAACCGUCUUACCGAACACCCGGGUAUCGUGCGCCUGUAUUACACAUUCCAGGACGAGGCAUCUCUAUACUACGUCCUCGACCUUUGCAACGGCGGCGAACUGCUAGGAGUGCUGAAAAAGACUGGCUCCUUUGAUCUGGAGUGCACGAGGUUCUACAGUGCCCAAAUACUAGACGCCAUCGACUAUAUGCAUUCAAGAGGAGUCAUUCACCGCGACCUCAAACCAGAGAAUGUCCUGUUGGACGACCAUAUGCACGUGAAGAUCACAGACUUUGGCACAGCCAAGCUACUCAAGGAUCCGAGAGAGCCGCAGAACGCCGGCGAAAGCGCGCGGGGACUGCCGGAGAGCGCUCGCAGCGACGCUGACGACGACAAUAGGGCGGCUUCAUUCGUGGGCACUGCCGAGUAUGUCAGCCCCGAACUUUUGACGAGCAAAAACGCCUGCAAGGCGAGCGAUCUAUGGGCUUUCGGCUGCAUAGUAUAUCAGCUAUUGGCAGGUCGUCCACCCUUCAAGGCCGCGACGGAAUACCUCACGUUUCAGAAGAUCGUCAACCUGGAGUACGACUUCCCCACCGCCUUUCCGCCAGCAGCUCGCGACUUAGUGGAGAGGUGCUUGGUCCUUGAUCCAGCGCGUCGUCUUACUGUCGAGCACAUCAAAAACCACGAAUUCUUUGACGGACAUCCGUUUGGCAAGGGCCUAUGGAGAACCAAGGCUCCACGGCUUCGACCUUAUAAUCCCAUGCCUCAAGAACAGACUGUGAUUCAACUUAAUGGCGUGGGGAACAGUACAAACCCUACAGCGCCGCCCAGAAGCUCUCAGCCGCAAACUUCAGCCCUGAACGGCACCGCCCGACCGGCCAGAAUCAUCACGGAACUUCCUCCUCCGACCCAGCUGGAUAUUGAGUGGUCCCCAGUCUUAACGAAGAACAAUGAGAGAAUCCUCAAACUCGGUGAUUUGAUGGUUGUCUCGAGCCCCCUGCCGAGUGGCCACGGCAGGGGUGCCGAGCACAUUGAGGGACACAAGAAGCUCUCGAGGUUCUUUGGUGGAAGUACAACCAAGAAGAGACAGAGGUUGGUAAUGGUGACUUCGAGCGGUCGUAUACUGAUGGCGCCGGCUGGCGGAGAAGAAAAGCGCGCCAAGCAAGAGAUUUCACUGCUUGCCCCCGAAUGCACCUGGAGGACGCAGCUUGACGUGAAGGGCCAAACUGUAUGGUGUGUCGAUGCGGUAAGUAUCCUGGACAAGAAGUCUCGCCGCUCAUCUAAAAUCCGACAGGGUGGCGUACACUACACAUUUGAGGAGCCCAAGGGGAGCUCCGGCUCUGCAGAGAACGGCACCACAGCCGACGACUGGAUAGAGUCUUUGGAAAGAGCCAAGGAAUUGGCAUUGUCUCAAAACCUCUCUGUUUCUUAUGCCGGCGACAACGGUUUUGAUAUUUCGUCCACGGUGUCGAGCCCAGCUAGUACUCUUGGUGGCCGAGGAGUGUACCCCGACGGCUUCAGCGUCAGCGACCGGUCCGGUCGGAACCAUCUCAGCAAAAGCCAGGCCAGCCUGGAGGAUUCGGCUUCCACUACCAAGCGUAAUCGGUUCAGCAAAAGACAGUCCAAGAAUGGUCUCGGUCAACAAUUCUAA
Messenger RNA from Colletotrichum orchidophilum, 2691 nucleotides. RefSeq lists its product as uncharacterized. Gene Ontology annotation, biological process: intracellular signal transduction; peptidyl-serine phosphorylation. The record is from RefSeq and is a predicted model, not a curated record. The coding region runs from base 1 to 2691 and encodes 896 amino acids. Lineage: Eukaryota; Fungi; Ascomycota; Sordariomycetes; Glomerellales; Glomerellaceae. Gene Ontology annotation, molecular function: ATP binding; protein serine/threonine kinase activity. The transcript has a single exon.